AUGGCGGUGACUGCAGAGACUCGGCAUGUGGCUGUUGUGGCGCUGACCGGGGAGGUCGUCGUCCAAGCCGACGUGCUCGCCCUGCAAACCGUAGCAGAGCUGAAAAGCACGGUGGCGCGGCGACGCCCGCGCUGCGCGCCCUGCUGGCAGCGGCUGCUUCUGGAUGGCCGCGAGCUGCAGGAUCAGGAGGUCUUGGCUGACACUCUGCCGUCCGAUGAACCGGCCACCCUGCAGCUCGUUGUGGCACUCAGCCCCUGGGACUUGCUGCUACUCCGAAGGCCACAGAGCUGUUCCGUCGAGGAGCUGAGGCGGCGAAAGCUCCUCGGUGAGGCGAACUCCCUCUCGGCUUUCUGCGGCCCAGGCGACCUCGAGCGGCACUCCUUCGCAGUGGCCGCUGCCGAGGCGCUUGGCCGAGGUCAGAGCUCGGCCCUCGUGAAAAGACUCUUCGAGGAGCGUGAGACGGCCUUGACCUCCUCCGAGGCCGAGGACCUUCUCUACCAGCUUCGAGAAGACUUCGCCCGCUACACGGAGCGAUUACCGAACUUGCGAGCAGCGCUCUUGGAUCAGGUUCUGCGCCUGCUACCAGAAGGCGAUGUGCCAAAGAGCGUGCGCAUAAGACACUCGGCACAGGGAGAGGACCAAUCUGGACAAACAGAGUAG
This is a messenger RNA of Symbiodinium sp. CCMP2456, 660 nucleotides long. NCBI's taxonomy places the organism in Eukaryota, Dinophyceae, Suessiales, Symbiodiniaceae. The record is from the annotation of a GenBank genome assembly.